This is a messenger RNA of Microdochium trichocladiopsis, 4281 nucleotides long. RefSeq names its product antiviral helicase SKI2. Bases 147 to 4010 code for a protein of 1287 amino acids. The record is from RefSeq and is a predicted model, not a curated record. The transcript is spliced from 2 exons. Gene Ontology annotation, molecular function: RNA helicase activity; RNA binding; ATP binding. Lineage: Eukaryota; Fungi; Ascomycota; Sordariomycetes; Xylariales; Microdochiaceae. Gene Ontology annotation, cellular component: Ski complex. Gene Ontology annotation, biological process: nuclear-transcribed mRNA catabolic process, 3'-5' exonucleolytic nonsense-mediated decay.
CACGAGGUUGGCACCUGUUCUCAAGCAGGCCACACACUUGUUACGGCCUGUCGUCUGCCGCCGAAAGCUUCUCACCCCUGGUAGCAUCCUACGUCCGACAUGAAAGCAAGUUUCUGAGCUACUGCACCCUCCCCCACCAACCCACCAUGGCUUCCCCAGACCUCGCGGAAGCUAUGCAGCAGCUUCACCUGCAGAGCGAGGAGCAGCAACAAGACUUCGAGGUCGACAACCUGCUGUUCCAGCAGAAGCCACGAAAGAAAGUCAAGCAGGACCCCGCCGCGAUCAAGGCCGACCUCGAGAACCGCUUCCUGACCCCGUCCAACAAGUUCUCGACCGAGUGGCUCAACCGCCUGCAGCAACGAUGGGACUGCCCGACCGACCUCACCGAGCUCUUUCGCAUUGCGCCGACGCAGUCUCGCACAGUGACUCGGUUUCAGAGACAAGGGCUCGAGGGCAGGGUCACGGGCUACAAGAAUGUCACGAUCCCCGCCAACAGCGCGACAGCCAAGAACUCGACGUCCCUCCUGCGCAAGCCGGCUGGCCGGGCAGACUUUGUCCGCGGCGCGGCAGGCUUCUUCCCGUUUGCUCCGGGUGGCCUGGAGAGCGUCGAGGCCACCGCCGCCAUGGAGGACCAGAUGAUGCGCCCGAUACAGGGAUCUAGUGAAGGCUCGACCAACAAGCUUGAGCGUGUCAUUAAGCUCGGCACCGAAGGAGGUCUACUGUCCGUGGCUCCUGGACUGGAGCGAGGCAUCGACUUCAGCAAGAAGAAGUCCAAGGUCAACGAAAGGGCAGCCAAGGACAUUGAGGCAGAGCUCGACCAGGAGCCCGAAGACGCUCCGCAGAGCGACGAUAUCAAUGGCCACACGGAUAACCGCCAGGACGAAGCUGGCUCCGACGAGGAAGAUGUCGAGGACAUAGAUGCCCUUCUACCAAACGAGUUUCCUGCACUCGAGCCCCAUGGCAACCUGGCAGCGUCCAGUGCGAGGAAAGCUGGCAAGGAGUGGGCGCACAUGGUCGACAUCAACAAGGACAUUACGAACUUCCGGGAACUCGUGCCAGAUAUGGCUAGGGAGUGGCCGUUUGAGCUCGACACGUUCCAGAAGGAGGCUAUUUACCACUUGGAGAACGGCGACUCGGUCUUUGUUGCAGCUCACACCUCUGCCGGCAAGACCGUGGUGGCUGAGUAUGCCAUCGCUCUGGCAGCUCGACACAUGACCAAAGCCAUCUACACGUCACCUAUCAAGGCUCUAAGCAACCAGAAGUUCCGAGACUUCAGACAGACAUUCGACGAGGUGGGCAUUUUGACCGGUGAUGUGCAGAUCAACCCAGAGGCCAGCUGUCUGAUCAUGACGACCGAGAUUCUACGGAGUAUGCUCUAUCGCGGCGCAGACUUGAUUCGGGACGUCGAGUUUGUCAUCUUUGAUGAGGUCCACUAUGUUAAUGACUUUGAGCGCGGAGUGGUAUGGGAGGAAGUCAUCAUUAUGCUGCCCGAGCACGUGUCGUUGAUUCUCCUUUCCGCGACUGUGCCAAACACGCACGAGUUCGCCUCCUGGGUUGGCAGGACGAAGCAAAAGGACAUCUACGUCAUCUCGACGCCGAAGAGGCCGGUUCCCCUAGAGCACUAUCUCUGGGCUGGGAAGAACAUCCACAAGAUCGUCGACAAUAACAAGAAGUUCCUCGAAAAGGGAUGGAAGGAGGCGGAUCAAGCAUUGCGAGGCAAGGACAAGCAGCUCCCGCCCCCAACAGCCGCAGCGGCGUCUGGCCGUGGAGGCGGCAACCAGAGAGGGAACCAACGAGGCGGGCCUCAGCGUGGCGGACCCCAAAGAGGCGGCCAGAGGGGCGGCGGGCAGCAGCGCGGGAGAGGCGGUGGUCCUCCACGAGCCAGUCAUGCACCUGGCCACAUGGGUCGUGGUGGUCGCGCGGGUGGCUUUUCGUCCGCCGCACAGGACAAGAAUUUGUGGGUGCACUUGGUGCAGUUCCUCAAGAAGUCCAAUUUGCUGCCGGCUUGCAUAUUCGUCUUCUCCAAGAAGAGAUGCGAGGAAAAUGCCGACGCUCUCAGCAACCAGGACUUCACGACAGCUCAAGAGAAGAGCCAUAUUCACAUGAUCAUUGAGAAGUCGGUAGCUCGCCUGCGACCCGAAGAUCGAGUCCUGCCACAGAUUAUUCGUCUGAGGGAGCUUCUUGCACGUGGUAUAGCGGUGCACCAUGGCGGUCUUCUGCCCAUUGUCAAGGAGAUCGUCGAGAUCUUGUUCGCGCAGACGCUGGUAAAGGUUCUCUUUGCGACCGAGACCUUUGCCAUGGGUCUCAACUUGCCCACAAAGACUGUUGUCUUCUCUGGUUUUAGAAAACACGACGGGCACUCUUUCCGGAACCUUCUACCUGGCGAGUACACGCAGAUGGCUGGUCGUGCGGGACGUCGUGGUCUUGACACAGUCGGCUAUGUCAUUCUUGUGCCACCAGGGAAUGUGGACGAAGCACCGCCAGUCAUCGAAUUGCAAAAGAUGAUAUUGGACCCUCCUAGCAAGCUAAGGUCUCAGUUCCGACUGACGUAUAACAUGAUUCUCAACCUCUUGCGAGUCGAGGCAUUGAAGAUUGAGGAGAUGAUUAAGCGUAGUUUCUCGGAACAUGCCACACAACAGCUGUUGCCCGAACACGAAAAGGCAGUCAAGCUCUCAGAGGCCGACCUGGCAAAGAUCAAGCGUGAGAAAUGCGAGAUCUGCGACCCAUCUAUCGACCAGUGCCACCAGGCAGCUAUGAGCUUCAAGCAGCUGACGCAGGAGCUGUACCAGGGCCUCCUGAGCAUACCUAUUGGCAAGAAGAUGUUUGCACAAUCGAGGCUGAUCGUGUGGAACAAGGACGGCGUGCGGACGCCAGGUCUUUUGCUGUCAGAAGGCGUCAGCACGAAGACGCUUGCUGGCCAGCCUACAGUACACGUCUUUGAGAUCAGAUGUGGGCGCGAGACCCGAGACUCUACUGAUCUGUUGCCCUUCAUCGACAACUUCCGGCCCCUGCUUACACCUCUGCCCAAGGCCAAGAAGCAAAUGAUGGGGAAGACGGUACAUGUUCCACUUAGUGAUGUGGAAUGUCUGACCGGGACCAUCGCUUCUGGCAUCGUGCCAGACUUCUUCCGAGGUGGGGACGACUACCAAAAGGCCAAGGAGCGCAUGCUGGCGCUCUGCAAGACUGGCUGGGAGGCAGAUAUCUGGAAGGAGAUGGACUUCUCCAAGAUCAAGAGCCUUCCCUUGCAGGAGAUUAUGGAGAAGCGCCGCACGGAGCUCAAAAUCACACAGGAGACGGCCACAACGCCGUGCCCGAACUUCCUGAAACACUAUGCCAUGUGCCACGACCAGUGGCUCAUCAAGGAGCACAUCUCCUCGCUGCGCCAGGCCCUGUCAGACCAGAACCUGCAGCUACUGCCCGACUAUGAGCAGCGCAUCCAGGUCCUCAAGGACCUCUCCUUCAUCGACGCGGACACCCGGAUCCAGCUCAAGGGUAAGGUGGCCUGCGAGAUCCACUCGGCGGACGAGCUCGUGCUCACCGAGCUGAUCCUCGACAACGUGCUCGCCGACUACGAGCCCGCCGAGAUCGCGGCGCUCCUGUCCGUCUUUGUCUUCCAGGAGAAGACGGACAUGGUGCCCAACCUGACGGGCAGCCUGGAGCGCGGGAUGAAGACCAUCGUCGAGAUCAGCGAAAAGGUCAACGCGAUCCAGACGGAGCACCAGGUGAUCCAGUCAUCCGAGGACAGCAACGACUUUGUCUCGCGCCCGCGCUUCGGGCUCAUGGAGGUCGUCUACGAGUGGGCCCGGGGUAUGUCGUUCAAGAACAUCACCGACCUGACCGACGUGCUCGAGGGCACCAUUGUGCGCACAAUCACCCGCCUCGACGAGACGUGCCGCGAGGUCAAGAAUGCGGCGCGCAUCAUUGGCGACCCGGAGCUGUACCAGAAGAUGCAGACCGCGCAGGAGAUGAUCAAGCGCGACAUUACUGCCGUGGCGAGUCUGUACAUGUAGUCUAGGAGAAGAAGAAGAAGAACUGAGAACGGCAUGAGAGCAUGGUGUUCAUGCAGAGUCUUGAUCAAUCUUAUGGUUGUCCACAGGACUUUCUCGGUACGAUCCGCGGAGAGCGUGUGUUCUCUCGUGCCUGUCCUGAGGACUGUGUGUCGCUGCAUGUUGGUAUCUAAAUAAGAGCAGACAAACAACGACAGCACAUGUAUCAUGAACGAAGGUGUGUAUGACGAGCGCGGCAACUCAUCGUGUUAUAGACUCAUUCAUUCGAGAAAUA